This is a messenger RNA of Vicia faba (fava bean), 717 nucleotides long. The record is from the annotation of a GenBank genome assembly. Lineage: Eukaryota; Viridiplantae; Streptophyta; Magnoliopsida; Fabales; Fabaceae.
AUGGGAAGCGGAAGUCGAGUUGUGCUCUCACUCUAUUCUUCAGCGCCAUUUCUCUCUCUUUCUUCCGCUCAGCUACGAUUCAAAUCCUCUCUCGCCGCUAGGGUUUCUUUUCACAUGGCGUACGCUGCCUCAUCCGUUAGCACCAACAAUCCCUCCGCUUCCUCCGCUAUUGAUUUUCUCUCUCUAUGUCAUCGCCUCAAGACAACCAAACGAGCAGGAUGGUUGCGGAAAGACGUACAGGACCCUGAAUCUAUCGCGGAUCAUAUGUAUCGCAUGGGUUUGAUGGCUCUCAUUGCACCGGAUUUUCCUGGCAUUGACCGAGAUAAGUGUGUCAAAAUGGCUGUUGUUCACGAUAUUGCAGAAGCAAUUGUUGGAGACAUAACCCCGGCAGAUGGAGUUCCAAAAGAAGAAAAAAGCCGACGUGAACAAGAAGCACUGGAUCAUAUGUGUAAAGUACUUGGAGGGGGAUCUAGAGCCAAGGAAGUUGCUGAGUUGUGGACAGAGUAUGAAGCAAAUUCUUCUCCAGAAGCCAAAUUUGUCAAGGACCUUGACAAGGUGGAGAUGAUCCUUCAAGCCUUGGAAUAUGAAGAUGAGCAAGGGAAGGAUUUGGAUGAAUUUUUCCAGUCCACUGCUGGGAAGUUCCAGACUGAAAUUGGCAAAGCCUGGGCAUCAGAGAUAGAAGUAGCAUGUAGCAGACAAUUUCACAAGGAGAGUUGA